AUUGCGCUAAGCUAUGUGUUUGGGAGCGUGACGACAGUUAAUAUAACGUGUUCGAAUUCUUUUAAUCGGCAUAGCCUGCCGCGAACAAUCAGAGACGCCCUCGUUGCAUGCUAUGAACUUGGCUUCAAGUAUUUGUGGGUGGAUCAGCUUUGUAUCAACCAAAGCGACCCUGUCGACCAGUUGCGCCAAAUCAACCAGAUGAGCCAUAUCUAUGAAUGCGCUGCAUAUACUAUAGUUGCACUUGCAGGUGAGGACUCCAGUUAUGGUUUACCUGGAGUUACCAAGGCCCGCUCUUGGAACUUCAAGUGUAUCACAAUUGGCAACACCAAUAUCACGACACUGCCACCAGGUCCUGAUUUCUGCAUUACGCAGAGUAAAUGGUAUACCAGGGGUUGGACAUUUCAAGAAGCUAUGUUCUCCUCAAGGCUAAUCCUCUUCACCAGCUACGGUGUUCACUGUAGCUUUCGCGACAAAUAUGGUUGGCUUUUGUCGAAAUCCGAAUAUAAUACGCGCGACGAAGCCUUCAAGCUGCCGCGCCCGGGUGAAUACUGGUCGGCAUUAGCACAAUACACAACUAGAGACUUGACGUUCCCGUCGGAUAUUCUAAGGGCCUUUACUGCAGUCCUGCGGUCUAUUUACGGGGAUUACACAUACUAUGGGUUACCCUUUCAAGAGAUUGACGAUGCAGUCCUUUGGGCUCCAAACAAGGUUACUUCAGCACCCACGAGUAAGAGGCAUGGCUUUCCAUCGUGGUCUUGGGCUUCCCACUGUGGCCCAGUAUCUCCUCCUGAUGAUGACAGAGCUGCCGGACUUGCCAUAUGGGCUCUUCCACCACGUGGCUUAGGAACAGCAAUCACUUUCUGUAGACCGCGCCAGGAGCAGCAAUGGCCGAAAAUGUGGUAUUCCAUGUCACUUUACCGCAUGCGCCUAAUAGCUAGCGCAUUGUUCACAGGUUGUCUGCGGAGCAACAUCCAUCUAGACGCAUGUCUCGACACCCAGGCCUGCGAGCAACUAUUC
Molecule: messenger RNA, 1017 nt
Organism: Aspergillus caelatus
Lineage: Eukaryota; Fungi; Ascomycota; Eurotiomycetes; Eurotiales; Aspergillaceae
Exons: 1
Source: RefSeq, a predicted model, not a curated record